Cyclopterus lumpus (lumpfish) is the source of this 975-nucleotide messenger RNA. RefSeq names its product olfactory receptor 5F1-like. Gene Ontology annotation, molecular function: olfactory receptor activity; G protein-coupled receptor activity. The transcript has a single exon. The record is from RefSeq and is a predicted model, not a curated record. Gene Ontology annotation, cellular component: membrane. Lineage: Eukaryota; Metazoa; Chordata; Actinopteri; Perciformes; Cyclopteridae. Gene Ontology annotation, biological process: G protein-coupled receptor signaling pathway. The coding region runs from base 1 to 975 and encodes 324 amino acids.
AUGAUGAAAAAUGUUACAGGUCUCACACUGUUUACUCUUUCAGGUUUGGAUUUUAAAUUAGAACAAAGAAUUACCCUCUUCUUUCUAACUCUACUGUGGUACUUAAUGAUGCUUUGGGGAAAUAUUGCUCUUAUUGUAGCCAUUAUUAUAGAUAAACAACUCCAUCAGCCAAUGUAUAUCUUCUUGUGUAAUCUAUGCAUCAGUGGGCUGUAUGGAACUGUUGGUUUUUACCCUAAAUUUCUUUUGGAUCUUCUGUCAUCGCAUGUCAUUUCUUAUGCCGGAUGCAUGCUACAAGGUUAUGUAAUACACUCAUCAACUUGCUGUGAUUUAUCCAUUUUAGCUCUGAUGGCAUACGACAGAUACGUGGCAAUAUGUCGCCCUCUUGUUUACCAUUCAGUUAUGACGAAACAGAGAAUCUUCCUCUUUGUACUUUUAACCUGGUUUUUACCUCUGUAUUGUAUGUUUAUGAACACGGCAUCAUUAUUGGGAGUGAGGUUAUGUGGCUUACACAUAAAGAGAAUCUACUGUGUGAACUGGAUGAUAGUUACUCUAGCUUGCUCACCACCCAAAGCAAAUGCUGCGAUCGCAUAUUUUAACAUAAUGUUUUAUUUCGGACAUUUUUUGUUUAUUCUUUGGUCUUACGUUUAUCUGAUAAGAACAUGCAGAGCCUCAAAAGAGAAGUGGGGAAAGUUCAUGCAGACAUGCUUGCCACAUUUGAUCUCCCUGAUUAUUUUUUCGACAGCUGUGCUUUUAGAUUUAUUGUACAUGAGAUUUGGGUCAAUUAAUUUUUCCCAAAACCUCUUUAAUUUUAUGGCAAUACAAUUUCUGCUCAUGCCUCCGAUGGUGAAUCCAAUUGUUUAUGGAUUCAGCCUUACCAAAGUUCGCUGUAAAUUUUUUUAUUUACUUCAUAUUAAAGAGAAAGAUGCAAAGUGUCAUCCAAUGACUUUCCAUAUGAGAGUCAAGCACUCAAACUGA